GAUGGCGUCGCUCAUUGACAACUAUGAGCAACAAUACGCCGUUUUGACAGCUGACAUUACUGCAAAAAUCGGUAGAAUAAGAACACAAAGCGGCAAUGAGAAAAGAGCAUUUAUUCAAGAUGUGGACAGGCAGAUUGAGGAGGCUCAAGAAUUGCUUGAGCAAAUGGAAUUGGAGGUUCGUGGGGUGAACGGUGCAGCCCGUGACCGCUUACGUGGCCGAGUAGAAAGUCAUAGAGCAGAAUUAAAACGGCUGACACAAGAGUUUCAGUCAGCCAAAAAGCCAAAGGAUGAAAGUAUUGAAAUCAAUAGGGAAGAUUCGUGGGAGAGUAGUAUCACAGAGGAUCAAAAGAAAAGAUUAUUGGAUAGCUCAGAACGAAUAGAUCGUACAGGAAGAACCUUACAGAAUGGGUAUCGAAUGGUAUUAGAAACAGAAGACAUCGGAUCUCAAGUAUUAAAAGAAUUGCACGAGCAGAGGGAAACAAUCCACAGAGGCAGGGGAAGAUUAAGAGACACGGAUGCAGAGCUGGGUCGUGGUUCGCGGUUACUCUCAGGAAUGAUUUUUAGAAGCUUUCAGCAACGAGUUAUUUUAGCGGCAGUAGCAUUAACGCUCGUACUUGUCGCUUGUAUCGUCAUGUUUUAUAGCUUUGUAUCUAAAAGCUAAAAAGACGAAUAGCACCAUUUUUUCGAUUGGAAUAUCGACUCAGAAGCUAUAUUUAUUAUUCAGUGAGUUUCAAGUGUUAUAAUUAUCGCUUGCAACGUUCGUUAGGGGAUUAUUAAAUUAUAUAUCGAAGGAAUGUCAUACCAUGUCCUUUUAUUAAUCACUUGUUUGGAGCAUUUAAUAUUAUAAUUUAAGUAUUUUAUACUCCCGAAUUUUAACCACAAUUAUGGUACCAAUGUAGAUCUCGUAUUAUUACGCACCAAGGAACGCUUAAAUUUGACGGAAUGCCGCCA
This is a messenger RNA of Habropoda laboriosa, 951 nucleotides long. RefSeq names its product vesicle transport through interaction with t-SNAREs homolog 1A-like (gene Vti1a). The record is from RefSeq and is a predicted model, not a curated record. Gene Ontology annotation, cellular component: SNARE complex; ER to Golgi transport vesicle membrane; Golgi apparatus. The coding region runs from base 2 to 661 and encodes 219 amino acids. NCBI's taxonomy places the organism in Eukaryota, Metazoa, Arthropoda, Insecta, Hymenoptera, Apidae. Gene Ontology annotation, biological process: vesicle fusion with Golgi apparatus; intracellular protein transport; retrograde transport, endosome to Golgi. Gene Ontology annotation, molecular function: SNARE binding; SNAP receptor activity. The transcript has 4 exons.